This is a messenger RNA of Fomitopsis serialis, 2161 nucleotides long. Its product is annotated as PINIT domain-containing protein. The transcript is spliced from 10 exons. Gene Ontology annotation, biological process: protein sumoylation. NCBI's taxonomy places the organism in Eukaryota, Fungi, Basidiomycota, Agaricomycetes, Polyporales, Fomitopsidaceae. The coding region runs from base 105 to 2015 and encodes 636 amino acids. The record is from RefSeq and is a predicted model, not a curated record. Gene Ontology annotation, molecular function: SUMO ligase activity; zinc ion binding.
GAGGCCGCACAGCGACUCAUCUUCAGAGUCUUCCUGGCCUCCUAUCUCCCAGCUGUUCCCCAAGGCAUUGAGGACGCUGCACAGGUCGACCGGCACACGCUUCAAUGGCCAGCACGAACGUUUGGUCUGACUUUGACGCUUUGCGACACAACGUCAAGUCGAACACCGUUGAGCGUCUCAAACAGAUCCUCACCGGCUUUAACGAGGAGUGCCUAGCCAACUGCACAAAGUCGGGCAAGAAACAGGACCUCAUUGACCGCAUUACGCGAGAAAUGGAAGGAUGGAGGGCGAACAACAGUGUAGACAAGUGGGUGAAGGGACGGGCGAUUAUCAACCAAGUACGGACUGCCGGCUGCUACACACCGCAACGGUCAGCCGAGCAUUCAUACUCUGCCGCUCCGUCGAGCCAUGCAUAUCCAGUAGGCGGAAGUCAUAGCAGUUACCCAUCUGGCUCUUCUUCUAGCUCUGGUACCAUCCCGCGUUACGAUCCUUAUGCACCUCCGCGUCGACCCAACGUACCCGCGCCAUCCACACCCGCCGCCGCGGCCGUCCCACCUCUAGCAAUCAAAUUCAGCCCUUCUCCCUUCUUCAAAGUGGAGCGGGCCGUCUCAGCUAUCGUAGAAUGCCCAGAAUCCACGAGCUCAAUGGACCGGAAGCAACAGUCUUUGAACUUCACCAUCACCAAUGACAUUCUUGCAAAAUUGAACUCGACAAGUCCGAAGUAUCAGCUCCGUCUCUACUGCACAUCCUCCCAGCACUACUCUCCCUCGGCUUUCCGGUCAUCCACCAAUCCAUGUCUCAUCGAAUUUCCACCGACUUGCGAAGUCAGGGUGAACGGCGUGGCGUUGACUGCAAACCUGAAGGGCAUGAAGAAGAAGCCGGGGACUGCUCCACCGCCAGAUAUCAUGAAAAAUCUGCGCACGCAGAACGGCGCAUCAAAUCGCAUUGAAAUGGUCUAUGUCAACAGCCAGCAGCCAGUUUACAACAAGAAAUAUUAUCUUGCGAUCAUGUUGGUGGAAACCACUACCGUCGAACAGCUGAUUGAUCGGCUCAAGAAGGGCAAGUACAAGAGCAGCCAAGAGAUAUUUGAAAAGAUGAAUCAGGCAGCCAAUGCAGAUGACGAUAUCGUCGCAGGUCAUCAAAAGAUGUCACUCAAGUGUCCGCUGAGUUAUAUGCGCAUAUCGACGCCUUGUCGGUCAUCGAAAUGUGUUCAUUCGCAAUGUUUCGAUGCGUUCUCAUGGUAUUCCGUCAUGGAACAGACGACGACAUGGAUGUGUCCUGUCUGCGAUAGAGUUCUCAACGUAGAUGAUCUGAUAGUCGAUGGAUACUUCGACGAGAUCCUGCGUUCGACAUCCGAAGAGUUGGAGGACGUGAUAGUGGAAGCAGAUGGUCAGUGGCAUUCCGAGGACAACAAGUAUGGGUCUGCGGAGUGGAAGGCAUCCCAUCCAGAAACCAAGCCUAUUCCACCUGUUCAGGCUGCCGUACCCACCGCUCCUCGAUCACCGCCAAAACCAACAGCGAAGGGUACCAACGGACAUGGCCAGCCCCCACCAAGUGACGCCGAGAUUGUGAUCCUGGACUCCGACGACGAGGAUGAAGGCCGGGUGAAGAGGGAGUUGUCCCCGUCAAACGAGCUACACGCGUCGUCUUUGAAGACUGUCCCGGCGGACGUCAUUGACUUGACGCUGGAUUCGGACGACGAUGAACCCCCUCCUCCGGCGAAGAAGAGGAAGGUGCCAGAUGACCAACUGCCCUCGCCUACAGAGCAGAUCUGGAAGAAAUCCCGGUCGGAAGCCUCAUCCCCGCCAGCGAGCGUCACCAGUGGGUCGUCUAACUGGAGCUAUCCAGCGGCCUUGCCUCCGCGACCGGUCGCGAACGGCUCAUCUGUCUCGGCGCGUUAUGCGUCGUCGUACGCGCCCUCUAGCCCGUACCCUGGUUAUCAUGCUCCUCCCCCCGCGUCUGCUUCUGCACGUCGACCGCCUCAGUACGCGCCGGGAUCGCCAGAUUGGCUUUAGCGGGCAUUCUCGAUUCGAUAGUAACUCAUACUGUACCGCGUUUCUUCGGUUUGUAGGGUCGUAGUUUACUGUCUAUCCCUGUGUAUUACAGCCUAGUUUUUCAGACGCGUGGACGUCGUAAUGUUCAUGGUGGAAUAUCGCUGAAA